Toxotes jaculatrix (banded archerfish) is the source of this 4340-nucleotide messenger RNA. RefSeq names its product angiopoietin 4 (gene angpt4). The record is from RefSeq and is a predicted model, not a curated record. Bases 798 to 2378 code for a protein of 526 amino acids. The transcript is spliced from 10 exons. NCBI's taxonomy places the organism in Eukaryota, Metazoa, Chordata, Actinopteri, Toxotidae.
UGAAACUGGAGCCACCAGAAAAGGAUGGGAAGGAAAAAAGAUUGUAUUUUUCCUCUCUUCUUUAUUUUUUUAAUCCAGGACAUUUGACGACUGAGAGGUUAAUUUUAAUCAUCUUCCAUUUACAUGCAACUUUAAAUCUCUUUUUCUAAUGUUUCACUUUGUCUUUUAAACAUCUCUUUUAUUCUCUUAAUCAGUUUGGACAUUCACUAUUCCCCGUCCUCGUAUCAUUUCUACUCCAUCUCCCCCUCUUUUAUCUUAUUAGCCUUCUCUCCAUCCUUGUUUUCCUGACCUGGACCUGCACCUGGUACAUUAAGGAACAGGAGUGGGUGUCAAGAAAACCAUGACAGAGCCGCACAGGGUCAGUCCAGUGGACCCAUUCUGAAAAAUCAUUAUCAACAAGACGAACUGGACCUCAGAGAACAAAAUUAAGACCCAAGGACGAAAGAAGGGGAAGAGAAAAGAAAGAUGGAUCCCAAGUACUGACCAACUCAUCUGAUGCACAUCUUCACCCCAAGUGAGGAAGGAACGGGAAGCGGUUCGAUCGAGACCAAAGACAAGGUGUCGCUCUCUGUGUCUGCAUCCAGAAAAGUGUAUUCUUCAGGAAAAGUGAUCUUCUGAAACAAGCUGAAGAGACUUGCAGCAGAAUCAGACCUGAUGGACUGAGCGGUAGGUGCAGAGACUCGUGCAUGCAUCCUGCACACAGAUGUUUUUAUAAAGUGAAUUGGGGUCAAAGUGUAAAUGAGCUUCUCUUGACCCUCUUCGCACUGAGAGGAAACACUUUGAUAUAAAAGAGCAUCAUGCAAGACGUAAAUCUCAGCCGGGGGUUGCUGGUGCUUCUGCUGCUUUGGACCUUGUCAGUCGUUGCUGAGUCAGCCGGCGUUACGAGCGCAGAACGAGGAGGAGCUGGAAGAAGCCAGAGGAGAGGAGGAGGUGGCGGCGGAGGAGCUGCAGAGAAGAGAAAGAGGUACCACCGUAUCCAGCAUGGCCAGUGCAGCUACACCUUCAUCCUCCCGGAGCUGGACGGGUGCCAGGCCGGAGGACCGCCGCCACAGACUGAACAAUAUGGUGGCUCCCGCAGCAGGGCGAGCGUCGUGCAGAGAGACUCGCCACCGAUUGAUGGUGAAUGGUCGGCUCAGAAACUGCAGCACCUGGAGAGCACAAUGGAGAACAACACGCAGUGGCUGCAUAAGUUGGAGAACUUCAUUCAGAAGAGCAUGAGACGAGACGUCGCGAACGUGCCGCCACACAUCGUUCACAACCAGACGGCCGCCAUGCUGCAGAUCGGAACGAACCUCCUCACGCACACGGCGGAGCAGACGCGCAAACUCAACGUGGUGGAGGCAAAGGUGCUGAACCACACGUCUCGGAUAGAGAUCCAGCUUCUGGAGAACUCGCUGUCCACCAACAAGCUGGAGAAAGAGCUGCUGCUGCAGACCUCCGAGAUCAGUCGGCUGCAGGACAAGAACAGUCGUUUGGAGAGUAAAGUUCAGAAGUUGGAGUCUCAGCAGAGAGGAGAGCUGGAGGACAUGAGGGAGGAGAAGAACAGGCUGCAGUCUGUCGUCAGGACGCAGAUGGUGGCCAUCGAGGCUUUGGAGAAGCAGCUGAGAGCCGCCAGCAGCAACAACACGGCUCUGCAGAGGCAGCAGGCUCAGCUGAUGGAGUCUGUGCACACGCUCAUCAACAUGGUGGCUAGUACUACAGGGCCACCUCCUAAGAACCAGAUGUGGAGGGACUGUGCAGAUGUGUACAAGGCCGGUCACUCUGUCAGUGGUCUGUAUCACAUCUACAUCGGCAACAGGACUGAACCUGUGCAGGUGUACUGUGACAUGGAGACGAGCGGUGGAGGGUGGACGGUCUUCCAGCGGCGGUUUAACGGCAGCGUGGACUUCCAGAGGAGCUGGAGGGAAUACAAAAUGGGUUUCGGGGACGUGUUGGGAGAGCACUGGCUGGGAAAUGAAGUCCUGCACCUGCUGACCAGUCAGGCCCAGUACUCCCUGAGAGUGGAGCUGAGAGACUGGGAGGGAAACCAGGACCACUCCCAGUACGACCGGUUUACACUGACCAGUGAGAGGCAGCAGUACAGGUUGUAUCUGAGAGGUUACAGCGGGACAGCAGGGAGGCAGAGCAGCCUGGCCUCACACGGGACCGGCUUCAGCACGCGGGACCAGGACAACGACAACUGUGAACACUGUAAAUGUGCCCUGAUGCUCACCGGAGGUUGGUGGUUUGAUGCCUGUGGUUUCUCCAACCUGAACGGUAUUUACUACACCAUCGGCCACAACAUCAGGAAGCUGAAUGGCAUCAAGUGGCACCACUUCAGAGGCCCCAGCUACUCCCUGCGCUCCACCUCCAUGAUGGUACGACCCUACGACUUCUAACGUCCCACCUCAGCCUUCGUGAUGGAACAACCCACAACCUUAGGACCCUCCAGUUUCAUGAUGGUACAACCCCAUGACAGCUACCAAAAUGCCCUCCUGAUCACGUGACCAGCUCCAGCACCAUGAUGGUGUGACCCUACAGUUUCCUGCUGCCAGGUCUCACACACCGUCUGUGUGGAUUAUUUCUGUCUGACAGUGAGACUGUACAAUAUGUCAAGAGGAAAAUCACACAUGUGAUAGCACCAAGGACUUUUAUGAAUAAAAAUGAAAAUUCAAGCAGAGUUCUUUGUGAUGUGAACACAGUCUAACGUGUAGGCUGAUGAAACAUUGGGAUAAGAUGAGACAGCUCACUCUAAAAUGCUUUGAUAGUUGUUUUUAAUCUGACUUUUUUUUUUUUUUAAUGAAGCCAAUAGUUGCAUCACUACACGUAUUAAUCAGCAUUUUAAGUGAAAUGAGAACUGGUGCGUCCUGUAGCUGCAGAAAGACCGAAAGAAUCUGAGAAUCUGACCGAUUGAUCUGAUCUCUGCCUGGACAGGGGACCAAAUAAAUGUCCCUCUGAGGACGUUUUCCUCCUCAAACCCAAAGAGACUUGGGGUUUAUGGACAAUUUAACAGGCAAGAGGACAAAAAUCAGUACAGCUCACUCUCCAUUUACUGUACAUAUUGCUCUAUGAAGCAAAGACAUACAGACUUGUACAUCAUGAACGGUGAAUAACUGAAGGACGGGAGCUGGAGGGACACUGGACAUUAUGGUUUUAACUAUGAUUCUGGAAAGCAAACAAUGAUGGCAAGCAGACUGAGUUUGUUGAUGGACAAAUAAUCACAUUUUUCUACUUAACUGCCAGAGGCUGGACAUGGCAACACUUAAAAUCCUCAUCAACAUACCGUACCAUAACCUCUACUCUGAAUUUCCCAAUGUUGAAUCAAGGAAGGAAACGUGUGCGAAGGAAACAAAGAAAAGAAUGAUUACAGAGCAAAAAGACUCAGUCCAACCUUUUUCUGGUUGUUUCAUGUUGGAUAAAAAAAAAACUGGACAAUGAGCAAAGAAAGAAAAAGAGACUUUAUGGUUUAGAGGAGUCCAGAUUCUGAAGCAGAGAAAUGUUGUUUUAAUUAUCUUCCUAAUCCAAACAACCUGCUUAUUGUCUUGUUUCUGGUUGGAGUCCACAUUUUAUCUUGGCUUACACGCUCUCAUGGUACUUACACAGACAUGAAAUGAGUUACAGGACGUAUUUAUAUUAUUCAGUUCAUUGAAUUGUGUUUGUUAUCAUCUAAAAUAUGUUUUUUUCUGUCCGUCUCAUACACUCACAACUGAGAUUACAAAAAAGUGCCCUUUAUUUGUCAGGUAACGUCAUGUCGUAGCAGUUAGAGGUUAUUUGGUUACUGGUACCACAAUGUGAAAACUGGACUGGUCGUGUCUGAGUGUGUGUGUCUGACAGUUAAAGGAGUGAGUGACUGUUGUUCAUUACAUUUCCUUUUUGUCAUUUAUCAACAUGCCUUCAGAAAAAAAAUGUGUUUUCUCAGAAUAAAUAUUUAGUGUCUGAUGAAGACUCCUGGCUCACAGAGAGCAGCGUCUGUCCUCUCAUCAAACUCUGCACGAAAGCAAAGGAGCAUUUGGUUUUCAUUUGACAGCAGUGAUUGAUUAUUACAGUGAAUCUCGCUCCUUGCUGUCGAUGCAGUUCCCUGUAAAAGUCUCUGCAGGUUUUAGAAAUGACUGAAUGAUGUUUUCAUAUUUUUAUUUGUCAGAGUAAAGAAGUCUGUGCUUCAUUUUUUUAAAAAUGCACUUUAUGAAAGAGAAAAUGGUGAAGUUCAGGACAGAUGGUGUGUCUGGUUUAAUCUUUGCUCUCUGUGUAUCACACUUUUUUCAGGUUUAAAAAUGUUUUUGUUUUAUUUAGUGCAUAUGUGCAGCAAGGCUUUUCCACUCAACUGUAAACAGUCUGCAGUAUUUUGUCAAAUAAAAUAUGAU